AUGUUUAAACGAUUAAUUCGUUGUCAUGUGAAAUCAUCUCGUACACCACCCAGUAAAGAUGGUACAAAUAAUAAUAAAAUUCACUUACCAACCAAGUGUACUGCGUGGUUAUUUUCAACCAUCUCUUCUUCAUCUAAGAUCUCAACUACCAGUGAUGUUGAAGCAAGUAAAAGUACAGAAACUUGUUUAGUAGAUAACUCUUUUAAAACAAACAAUUGUAAUGAAACAUGCAAUUUAAUUAAUACUCAACAUCCUAAUGAUAGUCAAAGAAUCUCUUGCAAUCCUUACUGCCCUGAUCCAGAAAUUAUAAAACUACCUUUUGUACAUUUUACUAAAGUUAGAAAUCAAUUUCUGGCUAUUCGAUCUCAAUCAAUAUCUUCAUCUAUAAAAGAACAGUUAAAAUCUCAUUCAUUUAACAAUUGGUUAUAUUCAGACGCUGAAUUAAUUAAUUUUGUUAAAUUUAUGUUUGUGGAUUUAAAUCUACCGGAAUUAUGUCAUUUCUCUACUGAUACACUUGAAAAUUGGUUGUUUUCAACUUAUUCACGAUAUAACAAUGUACCAUUUCAUAAUUUUAAACAUGCAUUUAUGGUAACUCAAAUGAUGUAUUGUAUCAUUAAAAUGGUAAAUUUACCAUUGUAUUUAUCCUCAGUGGAUUUACUGAUUCUAUUGUUCUCCGCUUUGUCACAUGAUCUUGAUCAUCCGGGUUUUACAAACUCUUACCAGAUUAAUGCUGGCACUUGGCUUGCUCUACGUUACAAUGAUAUAUCACCAUUGGAGAAUCAUCAUUGUAUGACAGCAUUCGAUCUUAUCAACAACAAUCCAACGGCAAAUAUUAUCAAUGGAUUAACACCAAAUGAAUCACGUCAUUUUCGUAGAUCUGUGAUAAGAUGUAUUUUAAGCACAGAUAUGGCCAUCCAUUCAGAAUGUCUGUCACAAUUUCAAGUUUUACGAAAACAGUCAACAAGGGAGUUGAAAAAUCCUGAUUCAAUAUUUCCUUCUCUUCAAUUAUUAUCAUCAUAUAUUGAUCCUUCAUCACCGUCGCCUACACAACAACAGCCUACACUAACAACUUCCCAUGAUCAUUAUCAUCAGCAUCAUCGUCAUCAACCUAACCAUAAUGACAAUGAUGAGACAGGGGUGGACAGACAAAAUCGAACAGAAAAAUAUGACCAAUAUAAUUCAUGUAUCAAUCAGCAUGUUGAUAAUAACAAUAAUAAUAACGUAGUUAAUUUUGGGGGUGAUAAUGACAGUGAUCACAAUAAUGGUGAUUAUAUUAAUAAUAAUGAUUAUGGUCAUAUUAAUGCAUCACUAAUCCACUCUUCAUUAAUUUCAUUAAUUAAUCAACAACCAGAAUAUUUAUUAAGACUUUUAAUGAUACUGUUGAAAGUAUGCGAUAUAUCAAAUGAAAUUCGUUCACCAUUAGUUGCUGAUGUCUGGGUGGAUUGUUUAUUCAAAGAAUUUUUUCUACAGGCUGCAGCAGAAAAACAAGCUGGUCUUCCUGUUGCCCCUUAUAUGAAUCCAGAUCUUGUAGUGAAAUCCAGUAGUCAGUUGAACUUUUUGCAUAGUAUUCUAAUACCAUUAGUAAAGGAACUGACCUAUAUCUUUCGUGAAUUACACGUACUUUUGGAAUCUGCGCAUAGACGAUCAGAGCAUUUCUCUAAGAUUAGACAAUAUGAAUUAGCUCAACAAGAGAUGGAUAGUAACUGUUGUUCAACAUCAGUAACCACAACAUCAUCGUCGACAGUACCAAUAACAACAAUUACUAGUACUUCUGUAUGUCAUGUCAUGAAGUCUAAUGUACGGACUAUUGGAGAAAAUAUUAAUUGUGUUCAAUCAGCACUUUGUUCCGAUGAAAUAACUUUGGAUUCAAAUGAAAACUUAAGACAAAAACAACAUCAACCACAUAGUCGACAUGAAUCUCCAACUAUACAUACACAUACUGGCUAUUUAUCUUCUUCAAUAUCACCAUCAUCAUCAUCUACCUUGUGUUGUAAAUCAUCUCCUAUCAAAGUUCAACAAUCUCAAGUACCACUUUGUGUAACUGUUCAAUCUCCUUAUCGUAAAAAACAAGAAUAUUCUUCAUUUACGUAUGAUGUAUACAAUGACACAACACACUGA
Schistosoma mattheei is the source of this 2118-nucleotide messenger RNA. NCBI's taxonomy places the organism in Eukaryota, Metazoa, Platyhelminthes, Trematoda, Strigeidida, Schistosomatidae. The record is from the annotation of a GenBank genome assembly.